Diabrotica virgifera virgifera (western corn rootworm) is the source of this 2029-nucleotide messenger RNA. RefSeq lists its product as uncharacterized. Bases 90 to 1346 code for a protein of 418 amino acids. The transcript has a single exon. Gene Ontology annotation, molecular function: zinc ion binding. NCBI's taxonomy places the organism in Eukaryota, Metazoa, Arthropoda, Insecta, Coleoptera, Chrysomelidae. The record is from RefSeq and is a predicted model, not a curated record.
AUUACCUUUCAGUUGGACCAGUAACAAUAUGUAAUACCCGUCCAUUUAUUGUAUGCGAUCGAGAAGAAUGCGCAGAUUUAAAAAAAAACAUGAAGUCUUUCCCACGGUUAUCUCUUUAUAACGAAAUUGCUAAAAACUAUUUUUUUAACUGUGUUCAUUAUUAUGAAGGUUGUAUGGAGAUUUUUUCUUUUUCCAAAAAUGUAGAAGAACAUGAAUCUAUAUGUAAAUUUAAAAAAUUGUACAAAUGUUCGUCAUGUUCCAUUCAGGGGAAUGCUUGUCAAUUAAUUCAACACUAUAAACAAAAUCAUCCCGAUAGUAUGGCUUAUGAGGGCGUAUUUCAGUUGAAAACCAACAAGAUUUUACUUCAUACAGAUCAACAACUUAUGUCAAUAUCAAUGUCAGUACUAAACAAUACUUUAAACAUAUCAUGCAAGCAACUUAAUAAAUGUUCUGUGGUAUCGAAGUAUAAAAUAAUAAUAUUUCAUCCAAACUCCGAUAUUGAGUUUGCUUCGAAAUUUAUUGAUAUAAAAACAGAGUCGUAUUCAAUAGUUUUACAUGACUUACCACAGUCUCUUUCUACAUCUAUACUUUUUGGAGCAAUAAAACUUUAUUGUGAAGAUCAGGUGAAAGGACCUAUUGCUAAUCUGAAAAAACCAAUAGGUGAUAUUCAUUCACAAAUUCUUAAGAAAAUUAUUGACUUAUAUUUGAAAUCAGAACUUGUAUGUUGCCACUGCAACAAUAUAAUCAAGUUAAAGUCAAGUGCGGUAUUUUGCCCGCAAAGUCACGUGAAGUGCACUGAUUGUAUCGACGAUUAUUGUACGAUUUGUGACUCUCAUUGCCAUUGGCUGAACAUGGAAAACUUGCUUCAAGAUUUUAAAUUGCCAUGUGAUUGGAGAAUGUGUACUAACCAAAUCGUAUAUUCGGAUUUUCCUAUACACAAACAAAUCUGUUAUUACAGGGAAUACACUUGUCCUGAACCGGGAUGUAAGUUUAAAGGAAUUAGGGGACACCUUGAAAUGCAUUGGCAUUCCAUUAUUCCAUUAAUAUUUGGAUCAAAAAUGAUCAUUGAAUUACGCCAAAGUUUAUAUUGGAUUACAGAUAAUUUCUAUGAUUUGUUCUUAAUUCAAUUUAGGACUAUUGGAGACGACAUUAUUUUUGAAGUUGAUGAAAAGUUUGCACGUUUUAAAUAUAAUUAUAGACUAGAAUUAUGGCGCAAAAAAGAAAACGAAAAUCAGUACAGAAAGUUUUUAACAAUUGCACAAAAAGGAUCCACUAAAACGCAUAUAUCUGCUCGUCCAACGUAUUAUAAAUAUAAACUUGUUAUUAAAUUGGAUAAUCCAAUGUAAUUAGAAGAUGUAACUGAAAAUAUUAUAUCUUCAUAGAGAAAUUAGUGCUGUCGACAGGGGCGUACAACGGCCUUCUUUAUUUAGAUGAACUUACUUAAGUUUUAUUUAUGUAGUUUGACCCGUAGAACAAGAAUUUUGUGGGUAGUCGUUGAUCCGGAUGUCAAUUAGAUUGUUAUGAACAAAGAACUUGCAGAAUUACAUAACAGCGAUUUUCCGCGAAACAAAACAUUUUUUUGCAUUUUGUCAUUCUAAGCUAAAAUUAUUCUUACAAGUUUUUUCGUAGGGCGUAUAGUUUUCGUUAGAUAAACGUGGUUGAACUUUCACAAAAUUGAAAAAAAGACAUUUUUUUGCUUAAAAAGAUCAACUGUAACGCAAAAAAAUUCGUCUUUUACGAGUCAAAAUACAUAAAAACUUGUAAGCCCAUCUAAAUAAAGGAGGCCGUUGUACCCCUCCUUUCGACAACACUAAAUAGUAGAAUCGAUCGUUUUCUUAAAGUAUUUUUGUGAAAGCCAGUUUUAAAAGUUCAAAUUUUCUUACAAAUUUCCAAAAUAUCCUUAUAAAUGAGAAGCCUCAUAUUUAUAUUUUGUGAGUAGUCAUCUUAUUCUGCAGGAACUACUUAUAGACCAGGGCGCAUCUGUAAAAAUAUUAGUACAUUUGGACGUUGAGAGGUGAAUCAAAUUUUU